UUGGUCGAAUAUAGAAACAUCCUGUAUAUAUAUUUGAUACAUAACAGUUUUGUUCGGUUAUAUAUAAAUUACGUUCAAUUAAAUAAAGUAUUAUUAGUUUUCUCAAACCAAAUAAACGGUGAAUCACUAAAUAUAUAAUAAAUAGCUAUCAAGUUAAUAACAUUAAAGCAGAUAUCUUUUACUUACCGAAUCAUGGAGUGAUCAAACGAAUUAAGCCUAACCAAAAAGUUACGAGUAAUUUUCGAUUUAUCCUGAAAAUCUUCGAAGGGUAUAUCACUAAAUAAUCUAUUAAAGGUGGGAGAAAUAAUACAGAACGACUUAGUAACAACAUUACUACGAUUUAGACAACAUAAUAUUGUCAUUACUCGCGUAUGGCACGAGCUGUGCGGCGUUCCUAGCUGUAAGAAGUUUAGGCCUUGUUCGCACUAUGCUAGUGAUUUAGUCUAGUAGCAAGUAAUUUAGUAGCUAAAUUACUCGCUACUGGCACAAAAUCGUUCGCACUUCGCCUUAGUGUUUAGUUUAAUUCCAGUACAGUUUACAAGUGAGUGGUGUCUUGUAAGAUGAACAGCCUACAGCGUAAUAAAGUGAAUCAACUGAUUAAGUUAAUCUUAUCAGCGAUUUUAGAAGUGGUAGAAGAGGAAAUUUGUGUCAUUGGUAAAAAGAAGCUGUGGAUAAGAAAAUGGAUCGAUAGAAGAGACAAACUAGGAGCUACUAAUUGUCUUCUGAAGGAAUUAGCAUUGGAAGAUCCCAAAGAAUACUUCGAUAAUUUGAGAAUGUCUGAAAGUUGUGUAAAUUUUCUGUUAAUGAAAAUACAAUCUCAAAUUCAGCGUGAAAAUACCCUUUUGAGAAGUGCGAUUCCUGCAAUUACAAAAUUACAAGCAGUUCUAUACUUUCUUGCUACUGGAUGCAGUUUAAGGACACUCACACACAUGUUUAGACUCGGAAAAUCAACUAUUUCCGAAUUCAUCAUUGAAGUUUGUGAAGCAAUCUAUGAAUUACUAAAGGAAUUUAUCAAGAUUCCUACUACUACUGGCUGGAAAAAAAUUGAAAAUGGUUUCCGAGAACAGUGGAACUUUCCAGGAUGCUGUGGAGCAAUCGACGGCAAACACGUCGUCAUUAAGGCACCCCUGAGUCAGGAAGUUUAUACUAUAAUUAUAAAGAGACAAACAGCAUUGUCUUAAUGGCUGUUGUAGAUGAUAAAUAUUGCUUUAGUUAUAUAGAUGUUGGGUGUAAUGGAAGGGUUUCUGAUGGAGGCGUAUUUCGUGACUGCAGUUUGUACCAAGAAUUAGAAAACGGUGUUCUACCAGGGGGUCAUGUCCUAGUUGGCGAUAAUGCAUUUCCCUUGAAAGAAUAUUUAUUAAAACCUUUUCCGAUCGAUUAACACUACAGCAAAAAAUUUUUAAUUAUCGUUUAUCUCGGGCUAGAAGAAUAGUGGAAAAUGCAUUCGGUAUACUAGCUGCCAGAUUCAGAGUGUUUGAGAAACCAAUGCCCUAUAGCCCUGAGAAAGUUGUUAAGAUAGUGAAGACCUGUUGAAAAUCACAGAACAAACAGUAUGAAUACACAUUAGAUAAAGAAAAUUAUGAAGCAGGAGCUGUCCUUCCUGGUAAUUGGAGAAAUGAACCAGAGUCUCUCGGAAUGCAACCGCUACCAAUUUCUUUAAGUAACCGUUCAUCCCAAAGAUCUAUAGAUCGUCGGGAAAAAUAUGCAAAUUAUUUUGUCGGAAGCGGAUCUGUCCCUUGGCAGGCACGAAUGAUACAUUGAAAAUUACCAGCCCACCAACACCAGAGUUUAAAAAUAUUGUAUUGCACUGCAAUAAAAUAAUAGGUAUGAGUAGAUAAGUAGGUACGUACCAGAUUACUUUCACUUAGUGUCAGCAGUGAGGUUAAGUUUCGCAAGGGUGCAUCCAAUACACUGAACCAUUUUACAGAAGGAAUAUAAACCGUGUCAGUUCCAACGCCUGAAUUUUUGGAGUCCUUUAUUUUUUUUAACUCUUGCGAGUAGGUCGAUCUAAAAAGGAAUGGUUAUCGUUAGGUAAAACUAAUUCUAAAAACAAUAGUAGUAAUAAUAACUAAGAACCUAUUAUAUUAUUGUAAUAAAUAUGCUGUUGAAAUAAAAUAAUAAAAUUAUGCACUAACCUGAUGUUUUUUAUUUUCAAUUUAAUUUCCUUUUCACCAAAUCCAGGGAUAUUUAUGGUUUUAUCUAAAUCAGAGUAAGCGGAUUGUUUCACUAGUUUGUUUUUAUAAUUAGGGGACUUAAUAUUCCACAAGCAUUCAUGUUCCAGGUAUUUGGAAACAAAUUUUAAAGUCGUUUCUUCACUCCAGCGAAACGUCAUGUUUACUAUCUACGUACUAAUGAACUCGACUAAACUCAACAGGUUCGCACUUGUUUAGCCGGUGAGCCAGUGAGCAUGGACGCGUGGUGGGGGGUGCUACUCGCCCGAGAAGAAUAGAGUAAAAUGGAUCGACUAAACUAAAUUCCUUACUAAACUACUCGACUAAAUUUUUAGUGUUCAGACAUAUUUAGCUACUAAAUUACUUGCUACUAGACUAAAUCACUAGCAUAGUGCGAACAAGGCCUUACAAGUAGCGUUAGAAAAUCGCGACAAAUUUCCUGACACAGCAAACAUUAUUAUCAAUUACUUUUACGUUGACGAUCUUUUGACAGGUGCUGAAACGAUUGAGCAAGUUAUUGAAAUACAGAAACGAUUAUCGACUUUGUUGAAUAAGUAUGGAUUUAUGUUACGUAAAUGGGUAUCAAAUCGAGUCGAAGUGCCGGAGCGAUGAUUGCUAUAUCGUAUCUGAAGACGAAACAAACAAAAACCUUGAGUUUGUUAUGGCGAGCAUGUUCUGACACAUUAUCGUAUAAAGUUAUAAUUGAUCAUCCUACAUCUGCCGCAACUACCAAACGUUUAAUUUUGUCGUCAAUAUCAAAACUAUUCAAUCCAUUAAGCCAGAGGUGUCAAACUAAA
Molecule: messenger RNA, 2968 nt
Organism: Diorhabda sublineata
Lineage: Eukaryota; Metazoa; Arthropoda; Insecta; Coleoptera; Chrysomelidae
Exons: 2
Coding region: 561-1181 (206 amino acids)
Source: RefSeq, a predicted model, not a curated record